AUGACUGGCGAUGUAACGCUGAAUCCAGAUGCGUCGUGUUUAGUGAUGACAACCGAAAUUCUGCGUUCUAUGCUCUAUAAGGGAUCGGAGAUAAUGCGUGAAGUUGGUUGGGUUGUCUUCGAUGAAAUACAUUAUAUGCGUGAUAAAGAACGAGGUGUUGUAUGGGAAGAGACAAUCAUCCUGUUGCCCGACAAUGUUCACUAUGUUUUCCUGUCGGCUACAAUCCCAAAUGCGAGACAAUUUGCAGGUUUGCGAUGA
Molecule: messenger RNA, 258 nt
Organism: Anisakis simplex (herring worm)
Lineage: Eukaryota; Metazoa; Nematoda; Chromadorea; Rhabditida; Anisakidae
Source: the annotation of a GenBank genome assembly